Messenger RNA from Prunus armeniaca (apricot), 564 nucleotides. The record is from the annotation of a GenBank genome assembly. Lineage: Eukaryota; Viridiplantae; Streptophyta; Magnoliopsida; Rosales; Rosaceae.
AUGGCUACUGUGAUGCAUAUUAUGAGUUACUUAAAGUCUUCUCGUGGGAGAGGUUUAUUAUUUAAGAAAAAUGGCCUCUUGGAUCAUGAAGGUUACACUGACGCAGAUUAUCCAGGGAAUAUUAUAGAUAGACGUUCUACAUCAGGUUACUUCACCUUUGUUUGCAGUAACCUAGUUAUGUGGUGUAGCAAGAAGCAAAAUGUUAUGUCUCGAUCCUCUGUAGAGUUUGAGUACAGAGGGAUUGCCCAAGGGGUUUGUGAAAUAUUGUGGUUGAGGUGGUUACUUGCUAAAAUUGGGUUUAGACUGGAUGCUGCUCCAAAGCUCCACUGUGAUAGUCAGUCUACGUUUGAAAUUGCUAACAAUCCGGUGCAACAUGAUCGAACAAAGCAUGUAGAGGUUGAUCAACAUUUCAUUAAGGAGAAGCUGGGGCAUAAGUUAAUUUCUAUACCUUUUGUGCCAUCUUUGGAGCAACUUAUAGAUAUGUUGAUCCAUGUCGUGUCAAAGCAUCGAUUUGAAGACUCACUUGACAAGUUGGGUAUUACAGAUAUCUAUGCACCAACUUAA